UUUUCCCCAAAAGGUUCUGCUAAAGCAGCCUCUGCUUUGUAGAGGUUGCAAGAUGCUUGGUUCCUUGACUGAAAUUUACAGAGGACACUGCUUGGUGGAAGAGUGUUUACCUGGUUAGACCCAAUAAGUAGGAAGCAUUUUUGAUGAUCAUAUGAUAAUUCAGAUUGAUGUAACAUGUUAGAGUUGGCAGGGUGCUUUCUACAGCACAACCGAGAGGUAGGCUGUACAUUCUCAUUUUAGUACCUGCCCCAGAGUCACAUAGCUAGGAGGGGUCAGGCCCUUGGAACUUGUAUAUCCUGAUACUGAGUUCAGCUGCUCUGCCUCUGAUACUGAUGUGGGUUAAAAAGGAGGAAAAAAACUCCCAUUCCCCCCCACAACACACACCCCUACUGUAGGAUAUGUUGUAAAGAGGCCUGAGGCCUAGGGCCCUUUGCACUUUGUAGGUGACCUUCAAGUCUGAAAUUGUCCCACCGUGUCCCCAAGUAAGCCAUGGUGACCUUGUUAUCUCUCCGAUGAAACAACUCAAACCAUUGUAACAUGUUUCCCUCUCAUCAGCAUGGAAUAUAAUUCUCUGAUGAUCAGUGUGAUCUCUGUUAAACACGUGAGGAAAACUAGCGCUAAUGGGGUUUUGGUAGUGAUUCUGUCCUGAACUUAAUAGCUCCCUGGAAGCCAGAACCCAUUCCAUCACCCGUUGCUGUUGUACUGGAUACUCCUGCUUUCCCAUUUGGAUUUGGCUUCCCCUCCUGCCCCAGAGGCCUGGCGUGUUUUCAGUUCAGCCUUCGGAAUCUUCUUUGUUUGAUUUCCAAGUUGUUGGUGUGACGACAUUCUGUCUUGUCUAUAGGUGCCCCAGAGGGCAUCUGUGAAAGCCUCAGCACCCCCUGCUCUCCAAGGUUUUGUUGUUGGCUCAGACCAUGAGUCUGAAGAGACUGAGGUGUGGCAUCAACUUGAGGGACCUCAAGAAGGUGGUAACAGCCCUGAGCAAAGCAGCCACACAUUUCAACCAAAAUGAAAUGGAAUGUCUUGUGAAACUUUUUUACUCAUUUAUGGAAAAGGGAAAUGAACAAGGUAUCCAAGAAGGCCUGGAUCGCAUUGAAUUUAGAAACAUCCUACAUAGUGUAUUUGGAAUGACCGAUGACUUGCUUAUGAACAGGGUAUUUGGUGCUUUUGACAAAGACAACGAUAAUCACAUUAGUACAACUGAGUGGGUCGAAGGAUUAUCCAUAUUUCUCCGAGGAACCUUUGAAGAAAAAGUAAAAUACUGUUACCGAGUUUAUUACUUGAAUGGGGAUGGAUACAUUUCCCAAGAUGAAAUGUUUGACAUGCUGAAGACCAGUCUCCUCAAACAUUCAGUUGAAGAAGAUCCGGAUGAAGGAGUAAGAGAGUUAGUAGAAAUAACACUGAAGAAAAUGGAUUGUGAUAACGAUGGGAAGCUGUCUUAUGAAGACUUUGAACGAGCUGUAAAAAAAGACUGGCUUUUGUUGGAGGUCUUUGGCCCAUGUUUACCAGAAAUUGAGAAGUGUCUUGAAUUUGAAACUCUGGUAUUCAAAGACAUAAACAAUGAAUUUCAACUGUAA
This is a messenger RNA of Vombatus ursinus (common wombat), 1574 nucleotides long. RefSeq names its product EF-hand calcium-binding domain-containing protein 1-like. Gene Ontology annotation, molecular function: calcium ion binding. The record is from RefSeq and is a predicted model, not a curated record. The coding region runs from base 912 to 1574 and encodes 220 amino acids. The transcript is spliced from 6 exons. Lineage: Eukaryota; Metazoa; Chordata; Mammalia; Diprotodontia; Vombatidae.